Hypoxylon trugodes is the source of this 1367-nucleotide messenger RNA. RefSeq names its product NAD(P)-binding protein. Gene Ontology annotation, cellular component: cytoplasm. The coding region runs from base 203 to 904 and encodes 233 amino acids. Gene Ontology annotation, biological process: import into nucleus. The transcript is spliced from 2 exons. The record is from RefSeq and is a predicted model, not a curated record. NCBI's taxonomy places the organism in Eukaryota, Fungi, Ascomycota, Sordariomycetes, Xylariales, Hypoxylaceae.
GGUCAAAGAAAAGCCCACCUAAGUCUUCCGAGGUUGAAAACAUACGUCUCCUAUUUUGCCUGGAGCUUUCAUAUAGCACUUUGAGUGACAUAUAAAAUUGCACUUUCAUAUAGCACUUUGAGUGACAUAUAAAAUUGCACUUUCAUAUCACCUCCAUUGACUUUACCUUAAAAAUAAACAAAUUUAUCAUUCUACAUAAAUCAUGGCGUCGGUGGCUGCAGUUUUCGGAAGUACCGGAGUUGUAGGCAGUCAAAUACUGUCAACUCUUUUAAGUCACGAUGCAUUCAAGGCGAUCCAUACCAUUUCUCGUCGAGCACCUAAAGCAGAGUCACCUAAAUUGAACGCCACAAUUGAAGCUGAUACCGCCAAGUGGUCGUCUGAUCUCUCAGGUAUCAGUCCCGUACCGUCAAUAGUCUUUUCAGCUGUGGGAACAACUCGGGCCGCCGCUGGUGGCGUCGCGAAUCAGUGGAAAAUCGACCAUGAUUUAAACGUCGACCUCGCCAAAGCGGCCCACACCGCAGGCGUCAAGACCUUCGUCUUCAUAUCAUCAGCAGGCACGCGGUCGCUUCUCAGCAGCCAAUUUCCCUACUCGAAGAUGAAGAUCGGCGUCGAGGACACCAUCAAAGACGCAGGCUUCGAGCAAGCUAUCAUUCUGCGCCCGGGCUUUAUUCUCGCCGAGCGCGAGGUACCCCACCAAGGCGCCACGCUCUUCCUCAAGCUUAUCCGUAGCCUAUCGCAUUUCGGCCAGGCAAGACAGGAUGCUUGGGGCCAGGAACCGGAAGUUAUUGGACGUGCGGCUGUUCAUGCGUCAGUCCUUGCGGCCGAGGGGAAGGCACCUAGUAAGUAUUGGGUUCUGGAACAAGCGGAUAUUGUGAGGCUUGGUAGGGAUGAGUGGAAGGCUUAACUUAAAGGUGUGAUGGGAAAGGGGAACCGAAACUUAUUCGACCUUGUAAUUUCUCGUGGCUUGGGCGUUUUGGCGCAUGUGAGGCUUUUGGGAGAAUCUCCGCGAUACCAUGUUACGAAGUCCAUCUUUAGCUCUUACAAUACAUGAAGUGAUGUUCUUCAGGCGGCUCUGCGCGCUACUUAUAUCUUUCCGCUGAGCAUGGGGGCGAUGGAACUACCCUUGCUUCCGGGUGCUUAUAGCUCAGGCUAGAUGCCCUUGGCUGAGCAUACGAUGAAGGAUGCAUUGGUGUGUUCGUAUGUCUGUCCCCACAGUAAGACGGCACAGCUCACCCGUCUCAUCGCGAUGCACCCUAUGUAUAAUUGAGGAAUAUGAAUCGCUGAUCGGUUCUAGAUUAUAUUCAAUUGUCAUUUAAGUUGAACGUCUAUGAACUUGGUAGCAUCAAUUCUAUUCAAUUUCUUCACUG